This is a messenger RNA of Melanaphis sacchari, 732 nucleotides long. RefSeq lists its product as uncharacterized. NCBI's taxonomy places the organism in Eukaryota, Metazoa, Arthropoda, Insecta, Hemiptera, Aphididae. The transcript is spliced from 4 exons. The record is from RefSeq and is a predicted model, not a curated record. The coding region runs from base 1 to 732 and encodes 243 amino acids.
AUGGACGAAUUGGUUAUUGGCAGAUUUAAUAAAAGUGACAUUGAUUUCAUGUGUCAAUAUCAAAAAAUUAUGGGGCCAAUUUCAAUAAGCUUGGAUUUACUCCAAGGUGAUACUAACAUGUAUUUUGGUCAUCUCCUACCUACAAUUGAAGAAUUAAUCUAUAAAUAUGAAUUAAUGAUAAGUGAUCAAACAAUUUCAAAUUAUAUGAAACCUCUGGUGACUGCCAUACUUAAUGGUAUAAAAACAAGAUUUGCCGAUUAUUUGAUAGACCAAUUUUUAAUUACUGCUGCGGUCUGCCACCCAUUAUUUAAAACAGCGUGGAUUAAAAAUGACAUAAAAAAACAAUUGGCUUCAGAAUAUUUAAAAAGUGCCUGUUAUGAGUUACAUACCAAUGAAAAUGACAAUAAUGAUGCAGAAGAUAACCAAGUAAAUGAUGAUUUAUCUAGCUUUUUUACCUGGUCGCAAAAUUCCCGAGAGGAAAAAUCAACGGUUAAUGAUGAAAUUGAUAGAUUUUUGGGUACAUCUACAACAAAAACAUUGGAAUGUUUGCAUAGUUUACCCACUAUCAAAAGAGUAUUUGUGAAGUACAACACUCCGCUACCUAGUAGUGCAUCAGUAGAGAGAGUAUUUAGUGUUGGUGGUGCCACAAUAACCAAAAAAAGGACGAAUAUGACAGAUAAGCAUUUCGAACAAAUAAUGUUAAUAAAAUGCAAUACUCAAAUAUUCGAUUAA